GAUUCAAUUUCAUUUGGCUUUUAGAUCACCUAGGAGUAAAACUUAAUAAUAAAAAUUGUAUUUUUUUUUUCCUGAUUCAACUCUAUAGCAUGAUGGUUUCACCUGUAUUCAAGACCACUAGAUGAAGAUUGUGGCCGUCUAUAAACCGAAUCAUGUCGGUGUUAAUGUCCUAUCAUGAUGGUGCAAUUCUGACCGUGUUCCACAUUCAGCUUGUGCACAAGCAACGAUUUGCUUAUCGAGAGAUCUUCGAGUACAAUGGAAGUGCCGUCGACGCUAUGGAAGGGAAAAACUGCUUCGCUAUUGCCAGUGAUCAGAGGCAUGGUGUGCAAUUACAAACCAUCGCUACCGAUUAUUUGUGAAUCUAUAAGAUCCACGAUUAACUCUUCAUCGGACUUUCCGGUCUCGCUACUGAUGUCCAAACAUUGUACCAACGACUCGUAUUUCGUCAUAAGUUAUAUCAGCUUAGGGAAGAAAGAGACAUAAAGCCAGAAACUUUCGCUAGUCUUGUAUGUGCCAUUCUUUAUGAGAAAAGAUUUGGUCCAUACUUGUGUCAACUUGUGAUUGUUGAAUUGGGAGAUGAUAACAAACCCUUCACUUGCACAAUGGAUUCGAUUGCAGCCAAAUUCUAAGGAUCUGAGAUAGAAUCGCCAAUCAAAUCUUUGUUGAUUUCAUGAAGAACAAUAUGAAUGGAAAAUGAAAAAGAGGAAUAAUAAAGCUAAAAUCGAUUU
Molecule: messenger RNA, 728 nt
Organism: Arabidopsis arenosa
Lineage: Eukaryota; Viridiplantae; Streptophyta; Magnoliopsida; Brassicales; Brassicaceae
Source: the annotation of a GenBank genome assembly